This is a messenger RNA of Phyllostomus discolor (pale spear-nosed bat), 6086 nucleotides long. RefSeq names its product zinc finger protein 345-like. The transcript is spliced from 3 exons. NCBI's taxonomy places the organism in Eukaryota, Metazoa, Chordata, Mammalia, Chiroptera, Phyllostomidae. Gene Ontology annotation, cellular component: nucleus. Gene Ontology annotation, biological process: regulation of transcription by RNA polymerase II. The record is from RefSeq and is a predicted model, not a curated record. Gene Ontology annotation, molecular function: RNA polymerase II cis-regulatory region sequence-specific DNA binding; DNA-binding transcription factor activity, RNA polymerase II-specific. Bases 2301 to 4610 code for a protein of 769 amino acids.
CAAGGUUGCUCACCAUCUAUUCCCUGACCAUGUCCAGCAGCCACAUCUUCCUUUCUAGUCUCCCUGUGUCAGCACCAGAGAUCUCUGGGUAGUAAGCAUAAGCCUUUGGAACACAAGCCCUCCCUCCACUGUCCAGGACACUUUGACCACAACUGAGAAUCUUACUCCUGAUUGUUCCAGACAGCAGCCAAUUGGCCAAAUUAGUUUUGGUCUAUGUCUCCAUGACCCAAUUAGCAUUGUUAUGUCUCAGGGGCAUUUUCAGAGAAGAGGAUGAGUACUGAUCAUCCUUGGUGAUAUUUGCUGUCUGCUUCCACAACAUUUUCCUAAGUGAUACAAUCCAUUCAAAAGCACCAGGUGGCAUGGGUGGACACUCUGAAAAUAGAUCCCUUGCCCCUUGUUUACGACGAACUGCUGUUAGUGGAAUGUCUAGGAUUAGUGCUCAAUCUGUAAGCCCUUGUAAGUGUUCCUGAUGUUCCAUUUUCAACAGAGUGAGCAAACAGCAGUGAGUAGCCCUGGUAAGUGACCUGGGCUUGAGACUUAUUUUCCAUGUGUCUGCAUUUACAUUGUAUCCUACUACUUAGUUGUAAGUCAGACAUUUUCCCAGUUAUGGAAGAGAUACAAGUACACAUUUUAGUAUUCAAUCUACAUGAGAAAAAGUAAAUGUUGGUCAUGUUAAAGAGAAUAAUACUGUGGCAUAGCUGUGGUCCCCUGAGCAGAAUUCAGGAGUCAGUUAACUUUUCAACUCAGUUCAAGCAGUUCUCAUUGAAUUGUAACAUCAUCUCCAUCCUUUAGCUUGUAGUUAAUUUACUUGCCUGAUCAUAUUGCUAGUUAUAUUUUAGAACCUUAACGGGUUUUUCAAGUGUGUCUUGGUGCCUCACAAAAUAUAAUUCAUGAAUGUGUUCCUAAUCGUAUUGCUUUGACAUUGCCCUAGUUAUCCUCAUCUCACCUAUACACCCCUAACAAUGUAAUGCACAAGUUUUCUUUCAUUAUGGUAACUACAAAACUAUUUUCACAGUAAUGAAAAUACCAAUAACUUUGUCACAAGUUAUUUCUGCCAGUUUUUUUACUAUUAUUUUUUCUUUCUUGAUAUUUAAAUUACAAGUACAUGGACUCCAUUUUAUGCUUUGCAUUUUCUAUUUUGUAAGGUUUGUUUUAUAUUCUUGUAACAUAAUGUUAUGUGUUCCAUGGGGCCACCAGGUUGUUAACCUAGUAAAAUUUUAGUCUUCCAUGGGUCAUACCCCACUUUAUUGAGAUGUGCUUUAUUGAGCUUCAGAGGUGCACUCUCAUCAACUGGAAUACAAAUCCCUCAGACUGGAAAAAGAUUGUGUGCAACAGAGCAAAGUCUCAGAUUAUCGUCUGCAUUUUGUGAUCUUAAAGAAUUUUUAAAUUAUAGUAUGAACAUUUUCAUUUUUGGUCUAGUACUACUGGACGUUUCAUGCACUACAAUAUGCACUGAGGAGGAAAUAAUCAGUGUGACUGGCUUUAUUGGUAUAUUCUUGGUGGGCCUGGAAAUUUAAAUGCAAUUUCUGGACUGAAUUCUAGAAACUGUAUGUCUUUGAGGUCUUACAAAUGUAGUGCCUUGUUAGUUUAAAAAAAAAUGUAUAAUUUAAAUCGAGGCAUCUGAUCAAAUGAGUGAAGACUCCAGUCACCCUGCUGCCUGGGCAAAGCUAAGACUUUUGGCCGCAUCAGGAAGAGAUGCAAUACAUUAACUUCGCAAAGCCAGUGCAAUGCGGCUGUGUAGGUAGCGUUAGGGACUUGAACAACCUCCCCCAACCACAUCCAUCCUGAAGGAGCCACGUGUCAUGGGCCCAGAAUCAAAGGUCUGUAGGCGUACUAGGGACCCUCUCCUGAGAAAUGAUCUUCCCUGGAAGGCGAUACUGCGCACUUAUUCUCAAGGUCUUCUUGGUGUGUAAAUUUGCAAAUCCACUCCUGGAAUCGUUAGCGUAAUUCGGGAUGCCAUCCUGGAGUGUAAGAUCUCCAUUACCUAGAAGGCAGGUGGAAGAGCAGGACGAUGAGCCAAUAAAAACUCUGAAAUGCAUUUCCGGUUGGGUACUACUGUAGGGUGGGACUUUUGCCUUCCAUUGGCUGGUAUUUCCUGUUCUCUUAGAUUGCUCAUUAGAUGUUCAGCAUGUGAGGUGCGAAUAUCGAGUAGAAUAGGCGACAAAGUUGUAUUACCCGUAGUAGCUGUGAGACCGAGCAAAGCUGCGCAGGUGACCAGCACUUGAGACAAUCCAGGGACCCCCAUAGCAGGGAAAACCUUUUUGCUCGCUGUUCUAGUCCGGGUCUGCCCACAGAGUCUAAUGGCGGAGGGCAGGCUGAGACACCGAGUGCAGGUUGUUGUGACCUUUGAGGAUGUGGCUGUGUAUCUGUCCAGGACAGAGUGGUGCCUCCUUGAUGAGGCUCAGAGACGCCUGUACCUGGAUGUGAUGCUGGAGAACUUUGCUCAUGUAUCCUCACUGGGUUGCUGCUGUGGAGCAAAGGAUGUGGAGGCACCCACUGAAGAGAACAUUUGUGUACCAGUGUCACAGGCAAGGAAUGCCAAGACAGCUGUGUCUUCCCAGAAGAGCCACCCCUGUGAGAGUUGUGGGCCCGUGCUGAGAGACAUUUUUAACUUGGUGGAGCUUCAGGGAACACAACAGAGCCCACCACUGCUGAGGUGUGGGGCAUGUGCAAAACGAUUUUAUUUCAGUGCAAAGUGUCACCAACACUGGGAUGUACACAUGCGACAGAAACCCUUCAGGAGUAGUAUGGACAAGGCCUCAUUUGUGAAGAGCUGCAGAAUCCACAUGUCAGGGAAUCCCUUUACCUGUGACGUGGUUGAGAAGGACUUCCUGGCCAGCUCAGGACAUCAGCAGCAACAGGACACCCAUAAAGCACAGGAACCAAACAUAGGCACCCAGUGGGAAGCAACAUUACAAAGCAGAAAAAGUCAUUACACUUUGGAAGAAGGCAAGAAAGCCUUCAACCCCCAACACACACUUGUGGACCAGGGUGUUCAUACUGGGAGAGAGUGUUUUGUAUGCAAUGAAUGUGGAAAAACAUUCAGGUACAGAUCCUCAUUUGUUAUGCACUGCAGAGGCCACAAUGGAGAAAGUUUCCGUGUGUGUGGCCAAAAUGGAAAAUCCUUUAGUGAAACCUCAACCUUCCAUCGGCAUAAAAAAAAUCAUACCAGAGCAAGGCAGUACAAGUGCAGCAAAUGUGGAAAAUCCUUAAGCCUCAAAUCUGUCAUUCAUUCACGGAAACGGCACUAUGGACAAGCAAAUUACAUGUGCAGUGAAUGUGCACAAUCUUUUAGUCAUAGCUCAAUUUUUAAUCAAUAUCAGAGAGUUCGCACUGGAGAAAAGCCUUACAAGUGUAAUGACUGUGAAAAAUCUUUUACCUCUGUUGCUGCUCUCAGUUACCAUCAGAGAGUUCACACUGGAGAAAGGCCUUAUGGGUGUAGUGAAUGUGGGAAGUCUUUUAUCACUUUUAUUGCCCUUUGUUAUCAUCAGAAAGUUCACACUGGAGAAAGGCAUUAUGACUGCAGUGAGUGUGGGAAAUCUUUUAACAAUAGGUGGAAACUUGUUCGACACCAGAAAACUCAUACAGGAGAAAAGCCUUAUGUGUGCAGUAUAUGUGGCAAAUCUUUUACUAAUAGCUUUACCCUUAAGUAUCAUGAACAAGGCCACCUAGGAAAAAGGCCUUAUGAGUGCAGUGAAUGUCAGAAAUCCUUUACCACUAGCUCUGCCCUUCGAUAUCAUCAUAGUGUUCACUCGGGAAAAAGACCUUAUGAAUGCAGUGAAUGUGGGAAAUCUUUUAUCUCUCGAUCUACCUUCCAAUACCAUCUGAAAACACAUUCAGGAGAAAAGCCUUAUAAGUGCAGUGAAUGUGGGAAAUCUUUUACCAGGAACUAUGGUCUUCAUUGUCAUCAGAGUGUUCACACCGGAGAAAAGCCUUAUGAGUGCAGUGAAUGUGGGAAAUCUUUUACCAGGAUCAAUGGUCUUCAUUGUCAUCAGAGAAUUCACACUGGAGAAAGACCUUAUGAGUGCAGUGAAUGUGGGAAGUCUUUUACCACAAGCAGUAGCCUUGCAAAACAUCGGAGAGUUCAUCCUGGAGGAAGGCCAUUUGAGUGCAGUGAAUGUGAGAAAUCUUUUGCCAGUAGUGAUACCUUCUGUUCUCAUCAGACGGUUCACAAAAGAGAAAAGCCUUUUAAGUGCAAUCAGUGCGGAAAAUCUUUUUCCUCUGGUUCCACUCUCCGUUAUCAUCAGAGAGUUCACACAGGAGAAAGGCCUUAUGAGUGUAAUCAAUGUGGGAAAUUUUUUAUUUAUAGUUCCAAACUUCGUUAUCAUCAGCGACUUCACACUGGUGAAAGACCUUAUAAGUGCAGUGAAUGUGGAAAAUCUUUUAUCUAUAGUUCCAAACUUCGUUGUCAUCAGCGACUUCACACGGGAGAAAGGCCUUAUGAGUGCAGUGAAUGUGGGAAAUCUUUUAUCUAUAGUUCCCUAUUGCGUUAUCAUCAGCGAGUUCACACUGGUGAAAGGCCUUAUGAGUGCAGUGAAUGUGGGAAAACUUUUAUCUCUAGUUCCAAACUUCGUUAUCAUCAGAGAGUUCACACUAGGAAAAAGCCUUAAAUGUGUUGGAAAUGUUCAAUUUUCUGUUCACUGUAACAACCCUGGAGGAAGCUCUUUGAGGAGCCAUCUGUCUGAAAAGAAACUCUUAUAUCUGAAUAUGCACAGUGGGGUGAUUCCCCAGAAUUUUUGUUUAUCUGGGAAGUGUGUGCAGAUAUGUUGUAUUUUCUAACUUGCCCAUGUUUUCUGACUUGCUUUUCUGAGUUUUAUGUUACAGCUACAUUCUGUGGUUAUAGUCCUUUUACCUUUACCACAGUGUACAUCCACAGAGUUUACAUCAUUCAACACCCUAAUGUGCUCAGGGAAGCUGACCUCUGGUUUCAUGUAUCUGGUUGGAAAUAGAAAUGCCUGGAGCCCUUAGCAGGUCAAUUUCCCAUUAUGAAUAAUUUGGUCAUGGACCUCAGUCCAUGUGCUGGCCUGGAAAAUAUGAUUUCUGCACUCAGCUUGCACAGAAAUGACUACCUGUUUCAGGGAUGUGUUCAUCUCAUGUAAUACUUGUGAGGAGGUUUUUCACCUUCCAGAUCAUGAUCUUGGAAAGUGCCUGCUGCACAUUGCUUUGGCUUGUACAAUAAUCGAGGCCUUAAUCUUUUAAUUCUUUUUUAAUCUUGGUUAUUUUUAUUGUACAAGUUAGUUUAUAAACUGAUUUGAGCUCUGCAAGCAUGAGAAUGUGAACAACUUUUUUUUUUUUUAAUUUACUUUUUAGAGAAGGAAGGAAGGGGAAAUAAUGGGAGAAAAGUAUCAAUAGGAGAGAGAGACAUUGAUCAGUUGCCUUCUUGUAUGCACUCCAGACUGAACCCACAAUUCAAGCAUGUGCUCUGACCAAAAAAGGAAGCAGCAACCUUUCAAUUUGCAGCACAACAACCAACCAACUAAGACACACUGGUCAGAACGUGAGAUGAACACCUCUUUUUAAGGGUCUCUAACUUUCUCUGCUUGUGGAGUGACUAUGAUAGCAGAAAAUAACUUCCCUGUUUUGAUGAAAUUUGCAUGGCUGUCCACAAAUGUCUAGAAAGGACUGAAGGGCUUUCUGGUCCUCAUGUAGAUGCUAUGUACUUUAGGAGAGUCUUAGAGAUGACCCUGAGGAGAAGACAGGUAUGAGAACCUCAAGUACUUAUGAAAGGAGCAUAAUUUAUUUUUCCCCACAGCAGAUAUCACAGAUUAUACCACCACAGUUGAUGGUAUAUCUUUAGGUCUACAGAUAGUCACGUGCCCUGACAUCCAAAAUGUUCUGUGCUAGUUGUUGAAAGACUGGGUACAGGGACAACAAUAGUUAGUGCAGAAACAGUGGGCUAUUAGGGAUUGGAGGAGACUUCCACCAACUCGAUGGAAUGUGCAUCCAGAAGUGUUUCUGUGACUGUGACUGCGUGAUGAGUGUACACAGAUCUGAGGAACCCUAGGCAUGGUUAUCAUGUGUAGCUGAGGUCAUUGUCAGAAAAAAAUAAAAAUAAUCAAAAGACCUCCUGGGUUCCUGUACCCUGA